AUGCAUGAACCUAUGGAAAUAAUAGAAGAUAAAAAUAAGAAAGUUACAAUUCCAAAGUUGACAAAAUAUGAGAGAGCACAUAUUUUGGGGGUUAGAGCUUCACAACUGAAUGGUGGUGCACCACCUUUUGUAGAUAUAGAAGAUGAGACUGAUAGUCUUAAAAUUGCCAGAAAAGAGUUAGAAGAAAGGAAAAUACCUUUUAUUGUAAGACGUAAAUUUCCUGAUGGUUCAUUUGAAGAUUGGCCUCUAAAUGAAUUGGAAUUAUAA
Molecule: messenger RNA, 267 nt
Organism: Vairimorpha ceranae
Lineage: Eukaryota; Fungi; Microsporidia; Nosematidae
Product: dna-directed rna polymerase subunit k
Exons: 1
Coding region: 1-267 (88 amino acids)
Biological process (GO): DNA-templated transcription
Molecular function (GO): DNA binding; DNA-directed RNA polymerase activity
Source: RefSeq, a predicted model, not a curated record